GGCUCCGCGGUGCGGGCAGGGGGCGUCCGCGCCCUCGGGCGGCAGCGUCGCCCCGGCCCGAGCGGCGGUCCCCGCCGCCCGCGAGCCUGGGCACAGGUCUGGACUGCCUAAAACAUUUCACAGUAACCAACCCUCCUUGCUAACGUGACCUAAAGCUGCUCCUUCGCCCCUGUCCUCAGUGACUUUAACCAGGAGUGGAGGGGUGGGUACAGUCGUCUGUCAAUGCUGCCCUUGCCGGGAUCUGAGGAACAGUGGCAGCCAUGCCCCCCCCUGUCCCAGCCACCCCUCAUCCCCCACGCUGACCUGCAUGGUGUGGAUGCCCUGGGGACCACAAAAGACUGACUGGCUGACCCGGCUUCGGACCCCCAACAGCUCCCCCAAGAUGUCGCUCGAGUGGCUGGUGGCCUGGGGCUGGUCACUGGAUGGCCUGAGGGACUGCAUCGCCACCGGCAUCCAGUCUGUGCGGGACUGCGACACCACGGCUGUGGUCACUGUGGCCUGCCUGCUGGUCCUGUUCGUGUGGUACUGUUACCACGUGGGCAGGGAGCAGCCCCGGCCCUACGUCUCGGUCAACGCCCUGAUGCAGGGCCCUGAUGCCAAUGGUCUGCAGAACGGCUUCGUGUACUGCCAGUCCCCCGAGUGCGUGCGCUGCAGCCACAACGGGGGCCUCAACCAGAAGCUCUACCACAACCUGCAGGAGUAUGCCAAGCGCUAUUCCUGGUCCGGCAUGGGCCGCAUCCACAAGGGCAUCCGCGAGCAGGGCCGCUACCUCAACAGCCGGCCCUCCAUCCAGAAGCCCGAGGUCUUCUUCCUCCCCGACCUCCCCACCACGCCCUACUUCUCCCGGGAUGCACAGAAGCACGACGUGGAGCUGCUGGAGCGCAACUUCCAGACCAUCCUGUGCGAGUUUGAGACCCUGUACAAAGCCUUCUCAAACUGCAGCCUCCCGCAGGGAUGGAAAAUGAACAGCACCCCCAGUGGGGAGUGGGUCACCUUUUACUUGGUCAAUCAGGGGGUUUGCGUCCCCCGGAACUGCAGGAAGUGCCCACGGACGUACCGCUUGCUGGGAAGCCUUCGGACCUGUAUUGGGAACAAUGUUUUUGGGAACGCAUGCAUCUCUGUGCUGAGCCCCGGCACCGUGAUAACGGAGCACUACGGACCCACCAACAUCCGCAUCCGAUGCCAUUUAGGUCUGAAAACCCCAGGUGGCUGUGAGCUGGUGGUGGGCGGGGAGCCCCAGUGCUGGGCAGAAGGCCGCUGUCUCCUGUUCGACGACUCCUUCCUGCACACUGCAUUCCACGAAGGUUCAGCGGAGGAUGGCCCGCGGGUGGUUUUCAUGGUGGAUUUGUGGCAUCCAAACGUCGCAGCGGCCGAACGGCAGGCCCUGGAUUUCAUCUUUGCUCCGGGACGAUGAGAACAUUGCCCGUGCUGGAGUCGGCGAGAGUGGCUGUGGGUCAGCUGGGCAGACUGGGGUGCGGCCCAGCCCUGCCCGGGUUACCAUUUCUGCUCAGAAACCUGCCUCAGCAGAAAGCUCUUACUUGGGAUUUUUUUUUUUUUUUUUUUUUUUUUUUAAGCUCUCGUUGGAUCCCUCUUUCCUUUGGUUCUUGAAAAUGGGAAAAUUUCAGCUUGUUUUUCCUUGGAUUUUUUUUUUCCCUUCCAGUCAUUUGCUUCUGCAAUUCCUUUCUGCCUAGUAGUGCAUUACUUUGCUCUGUGACCAGAGGCUCGGUGUCCCUGUUGUCUGUGUCACGCUGCUACCUGGUUUUGUCAGUGCUCUGAAAUAGAGUCGCCAAAUGGUUAUUUGUCUGAAUGUAAUAGCGUAAAUUUCUUGUGGCCGUCUUAAAAGAAACAAAAAACAAAACAACAAAAAACUGCAAACCAGAGAGCUGGAGAACUUGGCCUCUGCUGACGUCACUGUCAUUUGGGGGCCCCUUCAGGGAGGCGUCUGCGGUCACCGUCCCUGCCAGGUUCCUCGGCAGGGCGCCCGUCGGGGUGGGCCAGACCCACUGUCGCUCACCUCACCCCAGGCCCCAUCAGGUCCCUGAUGACGAAGCGCAUCAGGCUGGUGGGACUGGAAGCUUUCCUGUGAAUGUUGCUUUCCCACAAAGCUGAGGCUGGGGCUCCCAUGGAUCAGCCGCAGAAUGUGCGAUACGCUUACCUCACUGCCUACAGAAGCCCUACUGCCAAACCGGGCCUGGAGAAUUCCCUGUUUGAGCUGUUUGGAGUCCACGGCGAUGAGUGUUCAGACCACCAGGCUGGCUGAUGGGCGCUGAGGUGGGAUAAGCCCUCAGUCGGCCAGUGACGUUCUGGGAAAGCCUUUUCUCUGGCAAAACUGGAGUCGUAGAUCCAACCAAAGUGUCUGUUUUGCUUUGAAGUUCUGUUGCCUAUGAUUUUUGGUUUAUUUGUCUGUACAUAUGUGUUCAACGCUGGGCUUGGAGAGCAUGGCAGAGUCAGUCCUGGGUCUCUGUCACUGCACAAGGGUGUGUGCCGGGUGAGGGCCACCUAAGCCAGUGUGUGCGCGUGAGGAUGCUGGGGGAACCUGUAGACCCAGCAUGGUCUCAGCGCUGGCUCUGUGGUCUUCUGUGAAGGACAAGGCCCCAUGUAGCCAGUGUGUGAAGGAGUCGCCUCCGGCCAUACUAGAGAUGCCUUUUUUGAAUAAUGAAUUAUGGCAGAGUCAGGUUCAUAAAGCCAUGGAGCGGUACGGAACAUACCGCUUGUCACGUGUCCAGGUCCAAUGUUUCCGAACAGAAACCAGCAGCUUCUGGGAGGAACAACCAUCAGAAGUAAACAUGAUCUGAAACGUACUAGGUAGUUACUAGCGAGUGUGCAAAGAAAGCGUGUCUACAUUUGAGUAAAAUUUCUACACAUAUUUUUCAGGGAUUAGAAUGCAGGAAAGGGCAGAAAUUUCAAACACACCUGAAGUCUUUUUACUCAUUGCGUUUCUUGUUAAAGAAUCACUGAGGUGCAUGAUUUCUAUACAUCCUGACUGCUCUACGUUUACGUAGCCAACAGCCCACCCAGUUACCUGGCUGCCUGUGCUCAUGUGAUGUGGUUGGGGACCAGGAGGUAAAUAAAAAAUCUCACUGAAACCCAGAGUGAAGUGCUCCCGUGGUCUGGUGGAGAGGAGACUUGACUGGGGCAGAAGCUCCGAGAGGGGCUGCGUGUGAGGCUCUUGGUUUCCGGAUCAUGUCACAGAGACAGGGGGGCCCUGAAAUGUCAUCUUGUCUGUGAAUGAAUCAAAACGUGGUUCUAAGUAAUGCGCAUGUCGGCGGGGGGAGGGAGCAGAUCCAUGGAAUGUGCAGGAACUACAGAUGUCACUCUGGGCACAGAACAAGGACUGUGCUUCGGAAAAGCCGAGGAUUCAGACUCAGGGCCAGGAAUGUGGUCACUCACUCUGAUGUGACCUUGGGCAAGUCGUGGAGCCUCUGGCAGCCUCAGUCUCCUUUACGGUGGAGACAGCGCCUGGCAUGCAAAGCAGCGAUGUUGGUUCCCUUCCCCAUAUAGCAGUGGUUCUAAGCAGUUGUAGAGAAACAGGUGAGGAGGAUGGUCCAGUGAGAAAGAAAGGGAUGGACACACUGGAGCAGUCAUAGGCGUGGCCAGGUAGCCACGGCUUCUUUCCUUUGUCUGUAUCUAACCUCGGGGGGUGGGGGGGAGCAGGGCCCUCAACAGCUGCAUUUGGAAUUUUCCCCUUAUCUUAGAAGGGGGAUGGGGACUCUUGUGGCCUGGAGCCCCAGGGGCUGCCUGGCUGUUGGGUGUUUUUGUAGCAAGCAGGAGGGCCGCCACAGCAAGCAGGAGGGAGGAACACCAGGCACGCAGGGCCGUGAUAGUUCUCACUCUCCUGAAGUGUGCAUUGCCAGCUAGGUAACUGCUAAAGUAAUUUCCAAGUUGUAGCUGAGGACGCCCAGGGUGAGAGACGGGAGCCGGCAUGCCCUCCCAGCUGCAAAUGGGAAGCCCUGCCUUCCCCCCACAAACAGCCUGCCUCAGCUACAAGGCCAGACUGUUACUCAGUUUCACAUCCCAGGUCUCCCAGGCACCUGCUCAUCAUCCCCCAAAGUCAGCUAACUUGUCUGGAUUCUGAGCCCUCCUUUAGUGACAGUGGCCAUACUUGUAGCGUCUAGUACCCUGUAGCAUGUGGUGGGGGAGGGGAAGGGCAGCCCGCACCUCCUGGUUCUAGACUUUGGCUGCACACUUGCAAUCACCUGGGGAGCUUCUGAGAAAUGCUGAUACCCAUGAUCCCAAGGCAUCUCAUUUCUUUGCCCAGGUCUUGGUAUUUGUUUCACCUUGUUUCCUGGCCUGACUCUAUAAUGUGUAGCUGGGGCUGGGGGUGUAGCUGGCCCUGAGUUGCAAGAGUGGUAAAGCCUUUGAAACCAACCAGCUGGAGCUUAGAGGCUGGACUGUGCCCCUGCGUAACAGUGGGCAGGCCUUUGAAACCAGCCAGCUGGAGGUUAGAGGCUGGGUCCCUGUGUAACAGUGGGCAGGCACCUAACCGUUGUCUGUGCUUUUAACUCUCUUCCACCUGUACUUUGAUGAGCCUCCUCCAAGAUCAUAACAUUCCCACUUUCAGUCCUUGGAUUCUUCCAGGACCUGACCCAACUCCAGCUGCCAGGCUGGGCACAUGACCCACACCUGACCAAUCAGAGCCUUCCAGAUUCCUGGGUACUCAGGGGUUGGGGUCAGGGCUGGGCAUAUGACCCACGCCUGACCAAUCAGAGCCUUCCAAACUCCUGAGUACUCAGAGGUUGGGUCAGAGUUGGGCAAGUUCUUUUCUGGGACUGUUGACAAAAAGAGGCUACUUUUCAUAGGAUGGAGGUUGGGGAUCCAGUGUAAAGAAAGCUUGAGAGUGAAACUUGUCUUAUCCUGUGGAGAUCAUCUGAAUCCUGAAUAUAGCUUUGCCUGGAACCAGCCCUACCUCUGGACUUUUGCGUUACAUGAGCCAAUAAACUCCCUUUGAACUCAG
This is a messenger RNA of Sus scrofa (pig), 4954 nucleotides long. RefSeq names its product aspartate beta-hydroxylase domain containing 2 (gene ASPHD2). Gene Ontology annotation, cellular component: membrane. NCBI's taxonomy places the organism in Eukaryota, Metazoa, Chordata, Mammalia, Artiodactyla, Suidae. The record is from RefSeq and is a predicted model, not a curated record.